AUGUCUGCUCUGGCCAUGUUUGGCAAAUCCAACGGCGCGGCGUGGUCACCCGCCAUUACCCGAACGCGAUGCCUCAUCGCCGCCGGCCUGUUUAUCGUAUGGCUAGCUGCCUUCGCGCACCCGUCUCUGUUCCACGCCCGCAUCAAGGACGCGCACCGCAUGCUCCCGUCGUUCAAGCCCAAGGGGCAGCAGCACCUGGCGGUGCCUCACGCGCGGUACAACGCCUCCAAGGUCGCGCUCAUCAUCGAGCCGGAGCCGCUGCCCAUCCUGGUGCCGCUGAUCCUGCACAUGAUCGCCGUGGUCCCCUCGGACUGGCGCUUCGUCUUCAUCGGCUCGCGGAACAGCGUCUUCAGCGUCGGCCGCAGCUUCGGCGUCCAGAUCCAGCGGUCGCUGGGCAAGAUUGACCUGCAGGUGCUGCCCAGGCCGUGGAUCAUCAAGUCGGCCGAGCACCGCAGCCGCCUGCUGACCGACAGGCGCUUCUACGACGAGUUUCUGCCGGGCGUCGAGUGGCUGCUGCGCUUCGACCGCGACAGCAUCCUCUGCGCCAACUCGGAGACGAGCCUGAACGAGUGGCUGGACUGGAGCUUUACCGGGGCCGCACGGCCCAAGGACGACAAGUUUGCGGGAUACGGAGGCCUGUCGCUGCGCCGCGUCUCGGCCAUCCAGAGCAUUCUCGGCUUCCAGAAGCGCUACAACAACUCGGAGCCCGAGGAUGAGUGGUACGGGAAGCGGUUCGCGGUCACGCCGGGGGCAAAGGUGCCCAAGGGAGGCGAGGGCGCCCUGGCGGUUCAGGACGUGCUGAAGGACAAGCCGAUGGGAUACUACGCGCCCAAGGCGGGCCGGGAUCUCAACAAGGAUGUCUGGAAGAUGCCCGAGACUCGUAGGAAGAUCUUUGACUACUGCCCGGAGCUGGCCAUUGUGAUGGACAUGAAGCUGGAGAACGAGCGCUGCCAGGGGGAUAACCAGGAGGGGGAGAUUAUCUAG
Ustilaginoidea virens is the source of this 984-nucleotide messenger RNA. RefSeq lists its product as uncharacterized. The coding region runs from base 1 to 984 and encodes 327 amino acids. Lineage: Eukaryota; Fungi; Ascomycota; Sordariomycetes; Hypocreales; Clavicipitaceae. The transcript is spliced from 3 exons. The record is from RefSeq and is a predicted model, not a curated record.